AUGAUAUCAGGAGAUCCAGACGAUUUUCAAGAAGAAGACCCCGAGUCUGUCAAAUACCUAGACAUCAACCGCGACUUCAACGCCUACUUCACCCAUCCAUAUCUGAAGCAGUUCUCCGCAAUCGUCGAGCGCGGUGGAGAAGGAGACAUCAUCGAGUUCGAAGUCGACGACAACCCUGCUCUCGAAUACUUUGCCCGUAACGGCAUCACUCAUUUCGGCCAUUACACCUGUGACUACGAAACGGGUUACGUCGAAAACGACGACAACGAGGCUAUCUUUGCCAGAGGCAAGAUUGUCGUCUCGAUCAGCGCAAAUGGAGAGGUGGAGGUCUCUGGUGAAGCAGAAUGCGACGAUGCCUCGUACGACGAGGGCAGCUGGGAUUGGUUUGGAAGAAUGGAAGCGCAGAUCGAGGAUUGGGUCGAUAACGAUGAGCUGGGAUUGAUCAGCUGGCAGCUCAUGGCUCAUAUCAAUGCACAGCUCGAGGCGGAAAUCGAAGACCUUCGCGCCCGCUCGGGACCUGACGAAGAGGACGAGUCUGAGGCCCAGGACGAGGAAGACGAGGACGAAGAUGAGGUCGAGGAGAGCGAGGAUAACAGGUAUCAGCAGGAAACUGACUCGGGCGACUCCGAGGACGAAGAUGAGGCAUGA
Molecule: messenger RNA, 648 nt
Organism: Aureobasidium musti
Lineage: Eukaryota; Fungi; Ascomycota; Dothideomycetes; Dothideales; Saccotheciaceae
Source: the annotation of a GenBank genome assembly